Molecule: messenger RNA, 1841 nt
Organism: Photinus pyralis (common eastern firefly)
Lineage: Eukaryota; Metazoa; Arthropoda; Insecta; Coleoptera; Lampyridae
Product: aldehyde dehydrogenase family 3 member B1-like
Exons: 3
Coding region: 16-1701 (561 amino acids)
Biological process (GO): aldehyde metabolic process
Cellular component (GO): cytoplasm
Molecular function (GO): aldehyde dehydrogenase (NAD+) activity
Source: RefSeq, a predicted model, not a curated record
ACACCUUAGGCACUCAUGAACAUCAAGCUCAUGAGACUAGCAAAUUAUUUUUGGUACGGUAGCGUCGGGUUUGUCGUACCAACACAACGUUCCUAUGGUACCUACUUCAAAAGAACGCGUUCGCUAACGCCAUAUAAGAGGUCCGUGCGUACAUAUUAUGGAUACGUUUCAGUUUCUCACUCAAUGGCCUACCAAAAUCCAAAAUCGGCCCUCCAAAUGGUGGAGUCGGCUCGAGCUGCCUUUCAGACCGGCGCCACCAAAGACGUCAACUUUCGCAUGAAGCAACUGAAACAGCUCCUACGGAUGUACGAGGAAAACAACACGCGCAUCGUCGAAGCACUCGCGUCCGACUUGAGAAAAAGUAGACAAGAAGUCGAAGUUAUCGAAAUCGAACUUCUCGUGCACGAUUUGAAGAACACAAUCGACAGCUUGCACGAAUGGGUGAAGCCGGAACGUCCUCCCAGAUCCUUCGCAAACUGGUUGGACAAAACGUACCUGUUUAACGAGCCGUACGGUGUUGUCCUAGUAAUCGGUGCCUGGAAUUAUCCCCUACUGCUUACGUUAUUGCCGUUGGCGGGUGCGAUUGCGGCCGGUAAUUGCGUGAUUAUCAAACCAUCAGAGGUGACACCUGCAAGUGCGAAGUUUAUGCAGGAGGCAAUACCGAAAUAUCUUGACAAUGAAUGCUACCAGGUGUACACGGGCGGUCCGUCCGAAACCACCGAGUUAUUGCAGGAGAAAUUCGACUACAUCUUCUUUACGGGUUCGACGCAUGUUGGCAGGCUGAUUCACGCUGCGGCCAACAAGCAUCUGACGCCAGUCACCUUGGAACUUGGAGGCAAAAGUCCCGUUUACAUUGACAAUACUGCCGACAUUGACGUCGUCGCGCACCGCGUGGUGUGGGGAAAAUGGAUCAACGCUGGUCAGACGUGUAUCGCGCCCGACUACAUCCUCUGCAACAAGGAGGUGGAGGCAAAGUUUCUCAAGGCGGCCGAUAACGUUUUGAAAAAAUUCUACAAGACAAACCCCAAGGAUUCGCCCGAUUUGUGUCGUAUUGUCAAUGAUAAGAAUUUCCAAAGAUUAUCGGGUUUCCUGAAGGGCGCCAAUAUCGCUUUGGGCGGGGAAACGGAUGCCAAAGAGAGAUUCAUUGGAUUAACUGUGCUGGUCGACGUGAAGGAUAACGACCCGGUCAUGGAAGAAGAGAUCUUCGGCCCGAUCCUCCCAAUUGUUAACGUUACUAAUGCGUAUGAUGCGUUAAAUUAUAUUAACAAGCGUGACAAACCCUUGGCCAUGUACAUUUUUUCCAAUAACAAACGGGAUGUCCGCCUGUUUUUGGAUAACACCUCCAGCGGUGGAGUCUGCGUUAACGAUACGGCAAUGCACUUCACUGUUUGUGCCUUGCCGUUCGGUGGGGUGGGUGCAAGUGGAAUGGGACGCUAUCAUGGGAAGUAUACGUUCGAUACAUUCAGUCACAAGAAGAGCUGUCUAUAUAAGAGUUUGGGUGGCGUGGGAGAAAAAUUGGCUUCUGGUCGUUAUCCGCCCUACUCCCAAUCAAAAACAAGUGCGUUACGUAUGCUACUCAAGUACCGCAAAGGAAUUAGUUUAAGAUAUUUACCUCAUCUUACCAUGUUUGUGCUAGGGUUGAUUGCCAGUUGUGGUUUUAAGUAUUUUGCAAACACUUUAUUUCUGAAUAAAAAUGCUUGAGAGAAAUUUGGGUGAUAAAUUGCCAUGAAUGGUGAAGGUGAAAUAUGCAUAUUUUGCGAUGGACUGGUAUACGCAGUAUUUUUGUUUAUUAUAAUUGCUUUUUUUAUAACUAUUAUUAUAAUAAAAUGUUACUAGAUCAA